AUGUGGCUACCCACGAAACUUAACACUCGUCCGUCUUCACUUUUUAUGGAUACUCAGCCCUUCCCGUACCAGGAGAGAAGAUAUAGCAGGACAACCAUAUCUUCCAGCAUCGUGGCUUUGGGACAAACUCAUCCAGCCGGAAGGUCAUUUUACAAGGUGAACACGCCGCCGUUGAUUCAAUCAACAAUGUCCUCGAAUCCGUCAAUAUACCGGAAGCCAACUGAUACGUACAAUAGGCUAAGACAAGUUACACCGCGAGCCAAACCGUGGAAUCUUUGCCACGGGCCAACGUACUUAAACGUUUCCUCCGCCCAUCGAGGUGCCCGUUCAAGUGUCGUCAACCCGCCCGGAACGACGCACACGCGCUACCGCACCAUCACCUCUCAUGAAGUCAGAUACAUUUUCUAG
This is a messenger RNA of Colletotrichum lupini, 408 nucleotides long. RefSeq lists its product as uncharacterized. The record is from RefSeq and is a predicted model, not a curated record. NCBI's taxonomy places the organism in Eukaryota, Fungi, Ascomycota, Sordariomycetes, Glomerellales, Glomerellaceae. The coding region runs from base 1 to 408 and encodes 135 amino acids. The transcript is spliced from 6 exons.